Molecule: messenger RNA, 1050 nt
Organism: Nematolebias whitei (Rio pearlfish)
Lineage: Eukaryota; Metazoa; Chordata; Actinopteri; Cyprinodontiformes; Rivulidae
Gene: mpzl2b
Product: myelin protein zero-like 2b
Exons: 5
Coding region: 159-911 (250 amino acids)
Biological process (GO): cell-cell adhesion
Cellular component (GO): membrane
Source: RefSeq, a predicted model, not a curated record
CAGGUGUAGCUGCAGGCUGAGUCACGUUUUCACUUCCGUCCAGACGGGAGCGACUCUCUGCUGGGACUGCUGAAUUCAUGCCUCAUGCCUUUUGGGACGUCGGGGAAGAGACUUUUCCACUGGAAUUAGACAGACCCGCGGGAGGGGACGGAGUAUAAAUGUUUUUCCACAAGUGUAAUCGGACAUGGCAGCUGGUGUUACUCGCAGGACUCGUGUUGCCAGGGAUACGACAGGUCUGUGGAAUAGAAAUUUUCACUCCGAGUGAGGUGGAAGCUGUCAACGGGACCAGCGUGAAACUGAAGUGCACCUUCAGCUCCACUCAUUCUGUGUCACUUCAGUCAGUCACCGUGUCCUGGUCCUUCCGACCCCUUACGGGAGGAACUGAUGAAUCGGUGUUUUACUACCAGGAGACUGCGUACCCUCCUGAGGACGGGCGUUUUAAAGGACACGCUGUGUGGUCAGGAGACGUUACGAGGAAAGAUGCCUCCAUCACACUGCAAGAGGUGCUUCCGACCUUCAACGGUACCUACAUCUGCCAGGUGAAGAACCGCCCAGACGUGCACGGCAGCAAUGGAGAGACCGUCCUCAAAGUUGUUGACAAAGCAUCCAUGUCUGAGAUUACCAUGCUGGCGACUGCAGUUGGAGGUGCCUGCGGUGUCGUUCUGGUCCUCCUCGGUAUCUUUGUGGCUGUGAGGGUCUGCAGGAGAAAGCACAGUGAAAAUGACUUUGAGAUGCAGACGGAGACGACGUACGAGAAGAAAGGCCCAACUGUAUGUUCACCCGCGGAAGCAGCUCACCUCAUGGUCGUAGCAAAGAAGAAAAAAGAGGAAAGUUCAGAAGAUGAAUCAGAUCUGAGCAGCGACGAUGACGAAGAAGGUUGUCUCGACGAUGAUGACUAUGACGACAAUUAGAUAAAUGCACAUUUUAGCUGAAUCAGCUUUUUUAAGUUGAUAUAGCUUAAAGUUUUUAAAUAUAAUUAAAUGUGCAAAUCAGAUUUCUGGUUACUGAACGUCAAGAUUAUUCUCGUGAUGAAUAAUAAAAAUAUUUACC